AUGUCUAAAUUCAAUACAACAUCAAAUUUGGUUGGAAAUUGUACAACAAGUGAUUAUGUACUAGAUGUUAUCGAUGAUUGUUGUAUGGAGUUUUUAAAAUCACUGGUAAAAAUCGACGAACAGCAUGAUAGCUUUGUUGUAUUAUCUAAUCCAUAUGAAAUUAAUAAAAGACAGUCAAAAGAGUUGAAAUUAACAAUAAAAAGUUGUCGAUCUGUUGCCCAAAUGUUACGAGCAGUUGCAAUGAUAUAUCAGUUACGAGUGUCUGGAUGUCGAAAAACGAAACGCGACCUUUUUUAUGAGCAAAAACUUUUGUUCGGAGAGCAAAGAAAUUUUAAUAAUUCCAUCCAGCGAAUUCAUGAUUGGCUUGGAGUAGAUGCAAGCGCAGGAUACGUUAUGGCAUCUGGUCAUGGACUUGUUAUCGGUCCAUUGAAAAUCCAUAAAGAUACGGGAAUAGUAGAUUGUUCAUUGCAAUCUACGAUCAUUGAAGAUUUUUCCGGUGUGAAUAUAACUACUACUGCACAGUGCAUUUUGGUGGUAGAAAAAGACGCGACGUUUCAAAAGCUUAUCAAUGAAGAAUUUCUCGAGCUCUUCCCUCAUGCUAUUCUUGUUACGGGCAAAGGUUAUCCAGAUAUUGCCACUCGAAUACUGUUAAGCAAGCUUGGUCAUCUAGAAGUUUUUGGAUUGUUGGAUUGUGAUCCACAUGCACCUACGUUGUUUUUUUCAUGCAUUGAAAUCGCUAUGACAUAUAAAUACGGCAGUCAAAACAAAAUACAUGACUCUAAAAAUCUUAAAUUACCUGGUUUUGAGUGGAUCGGUUUGUCACGAAACAAAUUACCGAAAUUUGUCAUCAACAUUGCACAGUUUCUCCCUCUCCAACAACGUGAAUGGGCAAAAUUAAGCAAAUUAUGGAGCAGAAUUGCCGUUGUAAAAAAUGAAGCACUUUUAGAAGAAGUAGAAUUAAUGUACAAAUACGGGAAUAAGUUAGAAUUAGAAGCUGUAAGUGGAAUCACACCGAGGUCUAUGUGUCAAUAUUUGCUUAGAACUAAGAUAUCUAAAUAUGCAACAGCUGAAAAGCAAUUAACUUGA
Molecule: messenger RNA, 1086 nt
Organism: Thelazia callipaeda (thelaziosis nematode)
Lineage: Eukaryota; Metazoa; Nematoda; Chromadorea; Rhabditida; Thelaziidae
Source: the annotation of a GenBank genome assembly